UCUGCCGGCGUUUUGAUUCAAUUUUUUUGCGAUAUUUAAAGUUGGUUAUAGUGCUUAACAACGAAAUGCCACGAGCAAAUCAGACUGAAAAUACGGACGGACACAGUCGCAAACAGCGGUCUCCAUCCAAAAGAACUUCUACUAGUUCUAGGUCAUCCAGUAAAGCAGGGGAUAGAAGAAAGAAAAGAGAUGUGCCACCAAAUUGUAGCCCACGGCAACGCAGAAAAUUUCGUCCUGGAACAAAAGCUUUAAUGGAAAUCAGGAAGUUUCAGAAAUCAACUAAUUUGUUAUUGCGAAAAUUACCAUUUGCUCGGGUUGUUAGGGAUGUAUGCACCAUGGUUUGUCCACACUCCAAUAUGUUAUGGCAAGCAAGAGCUAUCAUGGCCUUGCAAGAGGCUGCAGAAGCCUACCUAGUGUAUCUGUUUGAAGAUGCCAAUGUGUGUGCCAUCCACGCCAAGCGAGUCACCAUCUUCCCAAAAGAUAUCUGGUUAGCCAGAAGAUUACGGGGCGAAUACUCAAAGUGAGACCAGCCGACAACAGAGAAAUUAAAAAAAUAUAUUUAUAUGUUUAUCAAAGAUAACAGUUGUCCUAAAGUGAAGAGUGUUUUUACAAAACCUAUGUCCACAUAUUGUGGAAAAUGGAGAUGCAUGUAAUUACAUUGCUUGUUUGAUAUACAGUAGAAUCUUGUUGGGUCGAAUACACUGCAAUGCUCGAACCGAGAAUGAAGUCCCGAGUUACACUUCACGUUGUUGACAGAACUACCUGAUGGGUGAAACACUUUCUCAAGCACCAACCGAGUUCAAGCCAACAGGAUUCAUCUGUACUUUGCAAGGUUACAUGCAGAGUGGUUAUUCCAAAGUAGAUAAAAAUCACUUUUAUGGUUGAUGUAGACCGAUGGUACAUACAUAUACUCUUCAAAUUUUUAAGGAUCACAUCUUUAAAUGGGUCCAAUAGAAAAUGUCACAUCAGUGUGGUUCUCAUGAAUCUCAUGCAAAUGAAAUUGCUACAUUAUCAUUUGUGUUUCAAAUACUUUGUUUGAAAGUUAUAAAGUUUAUUUUGUUUAACUAGAGCACAUUGAUUAAUUCAUCAUCAGCUAUCUUUUGUAUGCACUUUCCCACAGACAGGAAAGCACAUACCACGACCUUUGACCAGUUGUGUACCUUUGUUUUGAUACCCAAUAGCUGAUGUGUCUUUUUGUGCUGGGGUGUCAUUAAUUAUAAUAAUUGACAGCAAGUAUACUUCUGAUUAAAAAAUAUGAAUAAAAAGAACCAUGCACACUUGUUGUAUGAACAUCUAUGCGUAGGGUUGAACUGUGACAUAGUCGAUCAUCUGAUCAGCGGUUAUGACCUCUCAAAUGGCAUAUUCCACAAUGUGAAGAGAUGAUAAAUAUCACAUGGGUAUCUCUUCCAAUGCAUUGUAAUUAAUAUAUUUAUUUGAUGUUAUUUUUUAAUAUAAA
Molecule: messenger RNA, 1456 nt
Organism: Gigantopelta aegis
Lineage: Eukaryota; Metazoa; Mollusca; Gastropoda; Neomphalida; Peltospiridae
Product: histone H3.3-like
Exons: 4
Coding region: 66-524 (152 amino acids)
Cellular component (GO): nucleosome
Molecular function (GO): structural constituent of chromatin; protein heterodimerization activity; DNA binding
Source: RefSeq, a predicted model, not a curated record